CUAGUCAAAUCUCGCAUUGUUACAACGCUUUGUAAUUGCUAGGAAUGCCCAUACUAGCCCGCCGCUGCCCAUGUACGUGCCCGUGUGUCGGAUUUUGUUCGGUUCUACAACUUUGUAGAAGACUCGUAGAAUAGCCCUCACUGCUGACCCAGUUUGCCUAGUGUGUGUGAAGAGAAGAAUCGGUACCAGUACCAUAAGCAGGAAGCCUAUAACAGAAUACAGACAGGCAUCACUACGCGACUGCUCCUUCACUUUUGUCACUUCCUAGUUCUGGCGCCAGGUUGCUAUAGUUACGUGUUCCCAGUUUACCUUGCGAAAUUCAUACUGGAACUUUUGAUCUCAGGAGGAAUCUAAUACCCACCGCCCCUUAACGUGUAUAUAGUGUAGUUAGAAUGGCCGUGUCAGUUGUCCCUUCCCCACCUCCAAAUAAUGAAGCUAGCACCCCUGUGGCCGAGAGUUGGUGUUACACUCAGGUGAAAGUGAUCAAAUUUUCAUACAUGUGGACAAUAAAUAACUUUAGUUUUUGUAGAGAAGAAAUGGGAGAGGUUCUAAAAAGUUCCACAUUUUCUGCGGGAGCAAAUGACAAACUCAGAUGGUGCCUAAGAGUCAACCCCAAAGGUCUCGAUGAAGAAAGUAAAGAUUACUUAUCACUCUAUUUGUUACUGGUCUCGUGUAAUAAAAGUGAAGUCAGGGCAAAGUUCAAGUUCUCUAUUCUUAAUUCAAAACGAGAAGAAACAAAAGCAAUGGAGAGCCAACGUGCGUAUAGGUUUAUUCAGGGUAAAGACUGGGGCUUCAAAAAAUUUAUACGUCGGGAUUUUUUAUUAGAUGAAGCUAAUGGUUUGUUGCCAGAUGACAAACUCACAUUAUAUUGUGAGGUGAGUGUGGUGGCCGACUCUGUAAACAUCUCAGGACAAAACAAUGCAACACAAUUUAAGGUGCCAGAGUGUCGCUUAUCAGAUGACCUAGGAUUAUUAUUUGAAAGUCAGAAAUUUAGUGAUGUUAUCCUUAGUGUAAAUGGAAGAGAGUUUUAUGGACACAAAGCUAUAUUAGCUGCACGAUCUCUGGUCUUUGCUGCUAUGUUUGAACAUGAAAUGGAAGAAAAAAAACAGAAUCGAGUACACAUAACAGAUAUGGAUCAUGAAGUACUUCGAGAAAUGCUGAGGUUUAUUUACACAGGAAAGUCUCCGAGUUUGGAAAAAAUGGCUGAUGAUCUAUUAGCUGCAGCUGAUAAGUAUGCUAUAGAGCGGCUUAAAGUAAUGUGUGAGGAGGCCUUAUCGACCAAUCUAUCUGUGGAGACUGCAGCUGAUGUCCUCAUACUUGCAGACAUGCACAGUGCUGACCAGCUAAAGGCACAUUCUAUUGAUUUCAUAAACAUCCAUGCAACAGACGUCAUGGAAACUGCCGGAUUCAAGAGUAUGGUUCACAGACAACCACAUCUAAUAGCAGAGGCCUUUCGUGCUCUUGCCACUCAACAAGUCCCACCUAUAGGACCUCCAAGAAAAAGAAUAAAACAGUCAUAAGAUGCCGUAUACCUCUUGAAUUUUUGUUCAUUAGAACACCAUGUGUUGUCAUCAAUUGCACAGUAUGACUUAAAUAAAUUAUUUGCAAAAUUACACUGAAAGUCACCAUCUCAAACAUUAUCAUCAUGUUUUCAUUUGAAAACAACAGUCACUGGACAUGGUCCAUUUACUGAAGAGCUUUAUGGAUGUAACUUUUGUACCCAUUGUAUGUUAGAAGCAUGCUUUAUUUCAGAUCUUCAAACUGUAUGAUCACUCCUGAAAUACAAAAAAAACUGUAUUUUAGUACUUGUUCACAUAACAAAAAAAAAUACUUUACAUUGAUCUAUCUCUUGAUCAAUGUGUGCAAUAUGUGAUUCAGUGGGUAACAACUUCCUGUCUGGCUUUAAGUGUAUUAAAGCUUGAGAUUCUAGACACUGAGUAAUUAAUCGGCUAAAAGAGGACAAGAUGUUUCAUUGCAAGUAUAGUCCGUUAUGACAGCCUUUUAUUUAGGCAAUUCAUUGUAUUUUGAUUUGUGUUUUUGUGAUAUUUUUGAAUGCAUAGUUUUCAUUUUGUCAGCUGCUUUCCAAUAGUAGCUACUGGUAGAAGCUUGGAAUAUAAAAUAAGGUAAAGGAACUAUAGCAAGAAGUUUCCUAUUUGUUUAUCUUGUUAUUAAUUUUAAGUUACAGGCACAGAAAAGAAAUACGUACAAUUUUUGUGUUUUAUGUCACUGUUUUUGAUAUCCAACAAUGCCUUUCAAGGUGAAGAAUUUGUUAAUGUUUUGCGAAUCUUUUGUGUGAUUAUCUAAUUUGGUCCUAUAAGUUUAAAUUGAACCUUGUUGUAAAAGAAAAUUAAUAUUAAACUUCAAAAUCCAGGAAAUGAUAAAUGUUCCUAGAAAUUGUGUAUGUGUAUGGCUUAUCUGUUUAAACAAAUCAAUGUUGAGGAUCCAAAAUUCAAAGUCAGCCAAUCUUCCUUGAACAACUAAACUAGACAAAAUAUUAUUUAAAAAUUUUUUUUUUGUUCUACAGACAUUAAACUUUAUAAAUAAAGAAUUAUUACAUACUAAUAUAAAACACAUAAAGGAACAAAAUUACUUCUUUGAGUCUAAUAUGAAUUAAGAAUGAUAACUUUCUGAAAUUAUAUUGACAGUAAGACUUCAUCAAACUGAAAAAGUGGAUAAACUAAACCUAUGUGUUUUAAUGGAUGUUUUCUGUAUGAAUUCAGUGUAUUUGAACUUUUUUAGUCAUUUACAAUAUACAUACAUAAAUUAUAAGUGUAAAAACAAUCAAUUUGUUAAACGGAACAUUGAUAUCCUUUGUGUUUUUUUUAUUAUUAAUAUGAUUUCAUUUGUACAAUGCCAAAAGUAGGUUCUGUAGAAUAAGAAAUGAAAAAUCAGAACCCUAUAAUAAUGAAAGAACAGAAUGAUGCAAUUGUUUAAAAUAACCUCUAAUUUUGAAUUGAGAAAUGGCUUGUCCUAUUAUCAAAGUAGCAAUACCUGUCAGAUAUCUGAAAACAUCCCAUCAUCAGUAGGGAUUGUUCAUACUAUUUAUUUAUUUCCAAUAUAUAGUCUUUGUAGAGAUACUGAAAACUGGUUUAUAAUUUACCUACCUCUGAUGAGGGCUCUCUCGCAGCUCAUGAAGAUUAGAUUUAUUUUCUAAAUGUUUAAAUACCUACAGAACAAAUGUUGAUUGUAUUAGAUAAAUACUAUUUCGUAAUACUGCUUUAUAUUUAAAAUUAUGAAUUUUUUUUUUUCAAUAGAAUGUUUGGUUUUUUCUAAAAUCUUAUUUUUACAAGUGAUAAAACUAAUUACAUUUUCAAAUAUUGUAAGAGCUUAAGUGGACUUUUCUAUAGCAUGUUCUAUCUCUCAAAGUAUAAGAAAUGGCACUUCAGAUGCUUUUGUGUGGAAGUUAUUUUUCCAGCGUGGGAGAAAUAGUUUUUGUAAACUUAAAGGAAAUAUAAGUGUCAUUGUUAACCUAAAAUUUUAAUGUUUUCUUCUUACAACUAGACAUUGAUAUGUGAAUAUCAAAGUUUUAAAAGGAUUUUGUCUCACCAUCAGAUUCCCACCUAUUUUCUAGAUCUUCAGAAAUUUCUUGUUGUUUAUAUUAAACAUGGUACAAAAAUCAUCAGUUGUUAGUUAUUACAUGUGAUUAUCAUGGGUGCAGUGUUUUUAAUGUAAUAUGGGUAAUAGUUCAAACUUGUAAAUAAGAGUGAAAGUUAUGUGAUAUCAUAAUAAAAUAAUUUUUAUUUGCUAGUUUUGGACACUGUAUAUUGGGUACAUUAUUAGUACUGAAAAUUUCAUUUUGUUUUUGCUGUGCUUUUGUUUUGCAUAUGUUUUUAUUGUGAUGCUGUACUAUAAAUUUCAUCUUUCAAGUUUGUGUAAAUAAAAAAAAAACCAAGGAUUUUCAUUGGGCCAAGAAAGAGAAAUAUUGUGUGCCUAGUCUCUGAGAGAAAACUAAUCUUAUGAAAAUGAUCAGAGUAGCCCACUAGGGAACACAAAUAUAUGAGGUUAAGGUUAAAAGUAGUGUGAUCAGAUUUUGUUUAUGUUCAAAUUACUUAAAAUAAAAUCUUCA
Molecule: messenger RNA, 4066 nt
Organism: Limulus polyphemus (Atlantic horseshoe crab)
Lineage: Eukaryota; Metazoa; Arthropoda; Merostomata; Xiphosura; Limulidae
Product: protein roadkill-like
Exons: 11
Coding region: 393-1520 (375 amino acids)
Biological process (GO): proteasome-mediated ubiquitin-dependent protein catabolic process; regulation of proteolysis
Cellular component (GO): cytoplasm; nucleus
Molecular function (GO): ubiquitin protein ligase binding
Source: RefSeq, a predicted model, not a curated record